AGGGAGGAAUAUAUUUCUCCGGAGUACAAAUAUCGAUUGCCUUGUCUGGGGCGUAUUGUGCGCGUUCGGAAACUCAGUUCGCCUUUCAUGAACUCACGUGUCGCCGCGUAACUGUAGACUGUUCAUAUGUCGACGCACAGCCAGUACACGCACUGCAUUUCGCGUUGUACCCAGCAGUCGUGCGUUGUCCUAUGCUUGUGUGUGUUCUGCUAUGGCGGCGUCACAAUUCGCAGAUGACUUAGUCCGGGAUUAUUUGCGCUAUCGUGGUUUUUUUGCAUCCCUUAAAGCAUUUGACUCCGAAGUGAAGGCAGACAAAGACAAAGGUUUCCGACCUGAUCGCGUAGUGGAACACUUGAGCGCCUGCAUAGAAUCCAUGGACUUGGUAGGUCUGCGAGACACCUGGAGCCACUUAGACAGCCACAUUUUUCGACGACUUGAGCAGUCUUUUAUUCCCACCGUGCGGAAGUUGGAGAUGGCCCUGCUGCGCAUGUAUGUUGUUGCAUGUGUCACCAACAGCCGGCAAGACAAGCUUACGGAGUUCUUCGAUAAAAUGGCUCCUGAAUUACAUUUCCAGGCUGAAUGGAAAGAGUGGUUUGCACUCCCAUUUUUGAAGUGUGUGGAAGACAACCCAAAUUUUCAAGUCUACUUCACGCGCCAGUGGCAAGAAAUGAUGAUAAUCUCGUUAAGAAACUUCCUGAGUGUUGUGUAUCAAAGCAUGGCAUUGCCAACACUCCUGAGCUAUGAUGAAGACAUGAACAAGAUGCAGUUCUUGCAAGAAGAAAAUGAAUCUCUAAAGCAACAGCUGGCAGCUGGCAGGCCUGAAGUGUGCGAGACAGCAGAUGUUCUUGUUGCUCCUGAAGAGCCCAUGGAUGAUUUUUAUGUGAUAGCACAGGAGACUCCAGCUGCGGAGGGGGGCAGAAGAAUUUUACCAGCACUUAUGCGGACAUUUGGCAAUAUUCAAACUUCACCUGUGACUGGUCGCAAACUGCAAGCAGACCAAAAGAAACAGACAUCAGAAGAGCAAAACAAAACAAAACGACCCCCAGCCAAUAGCACUUCUGAAAGCCAAACAUUGCCCCAAGACACCUCGACAGCAUCUUCUUUACAACUGAAGGAUGUAACAUUAGGUCGGCUUGCAGAGAAGCUGGAGCGAGCAACUACGUCAACUUUUUUCUUGAAGAGCUCUUCUGGUGAGGAGGACAAGUUGCUCUUGCUCAAUCAAGAGGAGUACAGUGAACACCAGUCAUGCAUCACCCAUUGCAAGUUCAGCAAUUCAGGCACCCUGGCCAGUGCCGACACAGCCGGUGUGAUAAAGGUCUGGAGUUCCAACCCAUCUCCAAGAACGCUGGCCACUAUUGUGUCGUCCAAGUCUAGUGUGACAGCCCUGGAGUGGGUGCACAAGCACGAUCACUUGUUGGUUUAUGGGCUCAAGCAGGGAAACCUGCGGUUGUAUGACAUCAAGGAACGGAGAGCGCUUUUUGAUAUUGUGCCGGAGUCUGCAUCGGUUCUUAAAGAGCACAGUGUUGCUUGCCUAGCGUGCAGUCCAGUAGAGCCAGUCAUGGUGAGUUCACUUCACUCAGAGCCCUCCUUGGCAACAACUACACCAGCUCCGGGGAAGCUGCUUCUGUGGGACUUGAAAAGCAAGCAGCUCCAGGGGCACCUUAAAUGCAGCUCAUCAGUGAAUUGCUGUGUAUUCAGCCACAAUGGCCAACUGCUAUUAUGUGGGACAUCAGGAGGCAACAUAUGUCUUUUUGAUGUGAGAACUCAUGAAUGCAUUACAAAUUGGGUAGCCCAUGAGUCUGAAGUCUUUUCAGUGCAGUUCAGCAGGGAUGAAGCCACAUGCUUCUCAAUAGGAGCUGAGGGCACUCUGAGCCAGUGGAAUGUGUACAAGACAGGCCAGAAAGUAGCUAAUUUUCCUCUCCAUGCUGGCUGUAUGGGACCAUCAGGAUUCCGGCCUGUAGGGAAACUUUUUUCACUUGGUGCCGACAGUGAGCAUAUCUUAACAUGCGCACCCACUUCCGGAAUUGUAUACAAGGAAGAAAAUGGCAGCUUUACUAAUGUCCUUUCUGUCGGCGACCAUAAGAAUCAUGUUGUUACUGUGGAUUGGUCACCAGCUGUGGACUGCAGCACUUGUGCUACUGCAUCAGUUGAUGGCUCCAUUUCCAUUGCAACACUCUUCAGCCAUGUCUGACAGCAAGUACUGUAGCUGCUAAACCUUGAACAAUGCUGCAUAGGAAAUGUCCUGGCAUACAUGGCAGCAACUUGAGUGCUAUGUAAGUUGUUAUGUAAGAUGUGGUGCGACCUUUCACUGACACUGCUGCCGUCCUCUGACUUGACGUGUGCGGUCAGCUACUUAUUCCAGACUUUUACUAAAAAGUGACGUUGUACUCUGCAAUGCUCACUUUGUGAUUCAGUAGGCAAUAUUGCCAAGUGUACAGCAUUGGUGUGCUGUUUACCUGUAUAAACUCUUCUGUAUAAAGAUAGUUUGCUAAAUACUGCGUUAGUGUGCUUUGAUCUAUAACAUGAGCUGCUUCUCUUAUUACCGUAAAAUUCCGCAUGUAAUACGAGGUUGUUUGCCAGGUUUUGGUGUGUCAAAUUGGCGUUUUGUGUGAUAUUCAGGCACAACAUUAUUUGGAACUUCAAAGGAGUACUGACAGAAAUAUUUUGUAUCUUGCUUUUUCUGCUUUAAUAGAUAGCUACUGACUCCAUAACAGUAUGGUGCCAGAAUUUCUUGAAUGUGCAACAACUCAUUAAUAAUAUUGUCUUCUAUUUUGACCAGUUCAAAAUGCUCGCCAAAAUCAGCACAGCUUCGUUGCGUAGGAUGUGCCAACGAAGAACUCUCAAUCAUUUAACAAAAUCUGAGGUAGUGUUCAUGUGGUAUCACAAACCACUCAUCCGCAUGUCAGUCAGCCUAGUGCAGUGGGAACAGCUCCCGUUGUGGUCGCAAGCCACACAAGGGCUGUGUUGCUGAAAGCUGGGUGUGUACUGCACAACCAGUCUUUCAUUCUCUGCAUUCAAUAUGCGGUAAGCUUAGUCCUCUGCUGUCGCUUCUCUCGGAACGCACCACGCCUUUCCCACCUCCUCUUUCUCUAUUGCCUCAUCUCUUGGCAAGAUGAUUAUGGUGCAGUGGUGACCACUGCACUGACUUGUAUGACAUGAUAUCAUGUGACCACAAUCCUGAUUUUAAUAUUUUUGUGAUGUUUUGAGGAUCUCUGGUCAACAGCCUGCUGCUUGCACAUAUUUCUUGCAGUUUUCAAAUUUGUUGCAUGGAAAUACUACAUAAAUUCAUGGCUUGUUAUGCAUUCAAAAAAUUGAGGCCUCACAUAAGCGUUGCAGUGUUGGCAGUCAUCUAAUAAAGCAAAAAAACUAGACAAAAUUUUGUGUCAGUACUCUUUCAAUAGUUUGUGGCCAUACAUGAUCAAAAACAGAGUGAUGGUAUUCAAUAUGAUUGAAGUUCUACCCACUUCACAGCCACCAAAUUUUUUCUUGUAUUCUGUUUAGAUUCAUUGCUAGGUUAAUGUAAAAUGAAUCUAAUCUGUUUUUAUUCCAAAUCUGCCAUGAGUCCUCUAUGAUAGGUCAAAACUGGCUCGGGCCCCACCCAUGUGGGCUAGUCGUAGGUUUAGAACAGAUUGGAAUAGUGUUGUAUUAUCUUGGCCCAUGUUAUGUGCAGGAUUUUAUGGAACAUCUUUUCCAUGUGUUUGCUUAGAUGGGUGUUUAAGCCUCUCCAGUUGCACCAUUUUGUUAAUUUUCUGUUUGCUGGCAAAUCUUUUUGCCGAAGUUCAUUGGCAAAACUAGCAUUUCACUUCCCGUUUACUUAUACAUUUAAUAAUUCAGUCAUUCAUCACAAUAGCCUCCUACAGAAGCAAUGACAGGUGGAAUGGAAGUUUGUUUGUGCCUCCAUGCUCACAUUAUCAACAAGAAUUGCUAAAUGGUGUCAAAAGGGAUUGUAUUAAAUAACGCUUAGUUCAAGUACAAAAAAAUGUUGUUUGCAAGUUAUGUAAUGAAUUCUAACAUAUACAUAGAUAUUCUGGUAGCGUGUUCAUAUUUCACACAGGAAGAAAGUGUAAUAAAGCAUCUAGCUGUGAAAUUUCUAUUUUACCAGAAAUUUUUUUUUUUUAGUUUGAGGACACUUUGUUUAUUGCUGCCAAUUCAGAAAUAGAGAUUUAAUAAAAAAAAAAAUUGAAUGUAAAAGGCUACAUCUUCUGUUAACUGUCAAGUCGAACCUCAGUGGGUUUGGGUAUUGCAAACUGAGAAGCAUGGUGCAUAGCUCACACACUGAUGAUGUGUUUGCAAAACAUUACACCAAUCUGUGCUCCAAAAACAGUUGGAAAGGAAAGGCAGUGCACCUUCUUGCAGUGCACCACUCUUCCUGCCAGUAGAAACCGUGUCACAGAAAGUGCCUGCGUGUCACGUGCAUAGAUUUAACAAACCGUUAUCAAAGGGUCAGAAUCGGGAAAAGUGAAUCGGGCAAGUGUGAAGUUGUGUCUGGAGUGCCGCAGGGGUCUGUUUUAGGUCCGCUAUUGUUUUUAUUGUAUAUUAAUGAUAUUCCUUCUAAUGUUGAUCCGCCUGUAAAAAUUAAACUAUUUGCCGAUGAUUGUUUAAUUUACACGCGUGUAACCUGCGCGGAAGAUCAGAUUAAGCUAAACAGCUGCCUGCAAUCAUUAAACUCGUGGUGCCAAAGUUGGGGCAUGGUAAUUAAUUUUAAAAAAUCUACAUACACUCACGUAAGCAAAAAACAGAAUUUUAUCAGAUAUGAAUAUAAUAUCGGAGAAAAUGCCUUGGUCGAGGUACAGAGUUUCCGAUAUUUGGGGGUGACAGUGACGCAUAAUCUAGACUGGCGUAUUCACAUUGAGAAUAUCUGUUCGAAGGCUUACCAAAAGCUCUGCUUCCUUAGGAGAAAGCUUCCAGAUGCGACUAAAGAAAUUAAAUUGGUCGCCUACAAAACGUUUAUACGACCAGUUCUGGAAUAUGCGAAUGCUGUGUGGAGCCCUCACCAAAAAUGCUUAAAAAAGAAGGUGGAAAGGAUCCAGCGGAUUUCAGCACGCUUUAUAUGCUCCAAGUAUCGCCGUACUGACUCGGUUACAGAGAUGAUACAGCAGUGUGAAUUAGAAACGCUGGAAAUGAGAAGAAUAAAGCAUCGACUCAAACUUUUUUUCCAGAUAAUGCAAGGGGCAUUAAAAAUAAAUAAAGAACAUUAUGUGAAAGCGCCUCUAAAAUGUGGUUCACGAAAAAACCAUAGCAGGGUACUGCAACCUAUUAACACACGUACGGAUGUGUAUCGGUAUUCCUUUUUUCCUGAUGUAAUUGAACGAUGGAACAAACUGCCAAGUGAUGUUGUGGAGAGUAUGAAUGUGCAACAAUUUGAGAUGGGUGUCGAUAUGUUUUUGAGAAAUGGUGUACAAAUUUUGAAUUCUGAUUCAUGAUUGCUCAUUGAAGUGUUUAUGAAAUGUAUAUGUUCUUCUUCCCUCCCUGUAACGACCCUCACUGGAGGGUUAACAGUAUGACCAAAUAAAUAAAUAAAUAAAUAAAUACUGCCUGCAGCUCACAAAUAGCCGCAUAUACAAAAUAUAUACAAAAAUGUACUGCCUGCAGUCACAAAUAGCCAUAGCUCACAAAUAGCAGCAACAACAACUCGAGAAUUCUUGUGAAACACAGAGAACACAAAAGCGCCUCUGGAAAAUGCACCCUGCAGCAAGAAGAGGAGGGAGAUAAAAAAAAAGGCAGCCCUCGCCUCGAAUAUGGGAGA
Messenger RNA from Dermacentor albipictus, 5746 nucleotides. Its product is annotated as WD repeat-containing protein 91. Lineage: Eukaryota; Metazoa; Arthropoda; Arachnida; Ixodida; Ixodidae. Gene Ontology annotation, biological process: negative regulation of phosphatidylinositol 3-kinase/protein kinase B signal transduction; early endosome to late endosome transport. Gene Ontology annotation, molecular function: phosphatidylinositol 3-kinase inhibitor activity; protein binding. Gene Ontology annotation, cellular component: late endosome membrane; early endosome membrane; extrinsic component of endosome membrane. The record is from RefSeq and is a predicted model, not a curated record.